Meyerozyma guilliermondii ATCC 6260 is the source of this 5025-nucleotide messenger RNA. RefSeq lists its product as uncharacterized. Gene Ontology annotation, cellular component: nucleolus; small-subunit processome; nucleus. Bases 1 to 5025 code for a protein of 1674 amino acids. NCBI's taxonomy places the organism in Eukaryota, Fungi, Ascomycota, Pichiomycetes, Serinales, Debaryomycetaceae. The transcript has a single exon. Gene Ontology annotation, molecular function: RNA binding; protein binding. Gene Ontology annotation, biological process: rRNA processing. The record is from RefSeq and is a predicted model, not a curated record.
AUGUCGGAACAGACCUCCAGCUCUGUGCUAAGCAGUAGCGAGGUUGCCUUCCCAAGAGGAGGUGCAUCUGUUCUUACGCCUCUUGAGGUCAAAGAGAUUUCUAAUGAAGCUGCAAGAGAUGUGCUCUUCGAAUCAUCAACCGCUGCCAAAAGAACCAGCGGUGAAAAGUCGCAGCAAGCACGCAAAAAGAGCAAGAAGAGCAAGAAGAACACUAAGGAAUCUGAGGAAGUGGAAAAUGUUAUCACAAUUGAAAGUCUUUCCUUCAAAAAACUCUUUCCUGGAACCACCGUGUUGGGACAAAUUUCCAAGGUGAACAAGCUCGAUUUAGAAAUUGCCAUAGGAGACAACUUGAUCGGAUAUGUACCCAUAUCUUCCAUCAGUGACGAAAUCACUCGCAAAGUUGAAUUGUAUCAACAAGAAUCGGACUCGUCUGAAGAUGAAGAAGAGGAAGGUGUUACCCGUACUGCCACCAUGAAAGACAAUGAACUUCCAGAUCUCCAGUCCAUUUUCAAAGCAGGUGAGUGGCUCCGUGCCAAAGUGACAGAGGCCGAACUUUCCCAGUCGAAGAAAAAACGUAUUCAAUUCACCAUCGAGCCUGAAAACGUCAAUGAAUCGAUAGAGGAUGAAGAUUUGAUUCCGGGAAACCUCUUGCAGUGUUCUGUUGUAUCUGUUGAAGACCGAGGUGUCAUAUUAAACACUGGAGUCUCGGGAAAAUCCGGUUUUAUUUCCAACAAAGAAUUAUCAAAUGCCAAUAUAGAUCUCCAAUCGUUGAGCGAAGGUUAUGUCAUGAUGACCAGCAUUGCUGCCAAGCCCACAACACGAACUAUCAGCUUGCGACCAGCGACUCUGUCGGUGUCUCUGAAGAAGAACAAAGUGUCCAACAUUUCUUCCGUUGAUGCUAUACAGCCAGGAAUUAUCGUCGAUGCCCUUGUUGCAGAAAUCACGAAAGAAGGUAUCACAACCAAAGUCUUUGGUAUGGUGGACGGAACCAUCAGUCUUCUGAACAUUGGCGAAUACGAUUUGGACUCGCUUAACCACAAAUUUACCAUUGGUAAUUCGAUAAAAGCUCGCGUUAUAGCCGUUCUCUUGAAAGGUGGAACCAAAAAGCUCGUUUUAUCGAUUCUUCCUCGAAUCUUGUCAUUGGACUCUCAGGAAAAUACCGAUGCUUUGGAAGCAUUCCCCAUUGGUUUCGUCUUUGACCAAGUAGAAGUCAUAGGCUUAGAUUCAAAUUACAUCUUUGUGAGCACAGGCACUUCGUCUUACCAUGGACAAGUUCAUAUCUCCAAAAUCAACCAGGAAAAGGUGAUUGACGACUACUUUGUUGGCUCCAAACACAAGGCUCGUGUAAUUGGACUCAACAAAUUCGAAGGACUUUUAACCUUAACGAUGGAUCCAAAAAUAAUAGACACUAAAUUCAUGGUACCACUGCAAAUUCCAGUUGGUGAGUAUAUCAAUGGAGGUGAGAUUAUCAAGGUUUUGCCUGAUGGCGCUGGAAUUCAGGUUAAGAUUUUCAACGAUUUCGACGCUUUCGUACCACCAGAACACAUGUCUGAUGUCAGGUUGGUGUACCCAGAAAGAAAAUAUAAGGUGGGCUCUAAGAUUAAAGGAAGAGUAUUGAAGGUUCACGGCUCCAAGAUUUUCAUCACAUUGAAAAAAACCCUUGUCAAUAUUGAAGAUGACGAAGUGCUUUCGAAUUUCGAACUGGCAGAAAUCGGGCUCAAAACUCCCGCUACGGUAGAAAAGUUUGUCCACAACGGAGCUAUUGUAUCAUUUUUUGGAAACUUACGAGCAUUUUUACCCAAGAACGAAAUUUCAGAGACUUUUGUUAAAGAUGCUAAAGAUUUCUUGAAGAAAGGGCAGACUGUCAAUGUGAGAAUAAUGGACAGAGACGAAACCCAACAGAGACUAAUUGUCACUCUCAAGCAAAAUGAUGUGACAAAAGCUCAGCAAUCAGCUGUAAGUUCUGUGGUUCCUGGCAAAACUAUAGUAGAGGCUUCAAUUGUUGAAAAAUCUAAAGACAAAGAUUCCGUCAUUGUCGAAAUCGAGGGAUCAAACUUGCGUGGUGUAAUCUACGCUGGUCAGCUUUCCGAUGGAAACUAUGAGCAGACUCGUGCAUUGUACAAGAAAAUACAAGCUGGUGACAAGCUUGAGGCUGUGGUACUCGAGAGAGAUAUGAAGACAAGGUCCGUGAUCUUGUCAGCCAAACAGUCUUUUAUCAAUGGGGCAAAAAACAAUCAGAUUCCAUCGCAAUUCAGCGACGUCACUGUCAGUGAUAAGGUGUUGACUGGAUACAUAAAGUCGGUAACCAACUUGGGUUUAUUUGUCGCUUUUGGUGGAAAAUUGACAGGAUUGGUGUUGGCAAAAUAUGCAACUAAGAAUCCUAAUGAAGAUAUUCUUAAGCGCUUCUAUAAGAACCAAUCGGUAUCUUGUCGUGUUAUACGUUUGGAUAACGAGAACAAAAGAUUUUUGUUAUCUUUGGAUUCUGAAGACAAAUCUGAGCAUGGACAAGAGCUCGUUAAUCCUGUUGAUAGCACCAAGAAACUCAUCACUGACUACACUCCCGGAGCAAAAACACAGGCCAAGAUCAAAUCCAUCAAGGGAACUCAAUUGAAUGUCCAGUUAGCUGACAAUUUGCAAGGUCGCUUGGAUAUCACACAAUGUUUCGAAAAGUGGUCGGACAUCAAAGACAAGAAUCAACCAUUGUCUCAGUUUCAUAAGGAUGAGAUUUUGUCAGUAAGAGUCCUUGGUUACCAUGAUGCAAAGAACCACACUUUCUUGCCUAUUUCCCACCGCAAAUCCAAGAACACAAUUCUUGAGCUCACUCUCCUAGAAAAGGAUCCUAUAACCGAGAUCAAAGAUGUCAAAGUGGGCUCUGAGCAUGUUGCAUUUGUAAACAAUCUUGCUAGAGGUUUCGUUUGGGUUUCCAUGAGUCUAUCCGUUAAAGGAAGGGUUUCUUUUAUGGAUUUAUCUGACGAAGUUUCUAUCUUUGAAGACUUGGAAAACAGGCUUCCAAUUGGUGCCGCAAUCAAAGCUAAGGUCAAGCAAAUCGAUGAAGAGCACAAGAAUAUCAUUUUGACUUCAAGAAAGCAUACCGUUACCAAGUUUGAAGAUGUGGAGUUGAACAAACAAUAUCCAGCUCGUGUCUUGAAGGUGCUUCCAUCUUUUGUUCUUGUUGAGUUAGCUCAUGAUGUGGUAGCUUCUUCGUAUAUCACUGAUGCUUUGAACGACUACUCAAGUGCUCUCAAUGAGGUAUUUCAUGCCAAUGACUACACCACUGCUACUGUUCUUGCUGUUGACAAAGACUCCAAGAAGAUCUCAGUUCUGUUGAGAACCAACAAGGCCGUUGACAAAGUUAUCAAUUCUGUUGAAGAUUUACAGCGUGGUGAUGUCGUGAAAGGUUUUGUCAAGAAUGUGGCUAACAACGGAGUUUAUGUGUCUCUUGGACGUUCAGUGCAUGGUUUAGUGAGAGUAAGCGAUUUGUCUGAUUCUUAUUUGAAAGACUGGAAAAAGUACUUUAAGCAGCACCAGCCAGUCGUGGGUAAGGUGGUUAACUGCAAAGAAGAAGGAAGAGUUUUGAUCACUUUGAAAGAAAGCGAAGUUAAUGGUGAGCUUAAUGUUUUAAAGAAGUUUGAAGACUUGAAAGAAGGAGAGGUAUACGAGGGAUCGGUAAGACAGGUUACAGAUUUCGGAGUGUUUGUCAAAUUGGACGGAACCCUCAAUGUCAGUGGUUUGUGCCAUCAUAGUGAAGUUGCUGAUAACAAGGAUGUUGAUGUCAAGGCUUUGUUUGGGGAGGGUGAUAGAGUCAAGGUGAAGAUUCUUGGCAUCAAUUCAGAAAAGAAGCAAUUGUCUUUGGGGAUGAAGGUUUCGUACUUUGCUCCAGAAGCAACACAGAAUGAAGAUUCCGACGACGAUGUGGAGAUGGCUGAAUCUGAAGAAGCUACUCCUAGUGCCUCAGAAAGCUCGGAUGAAUCUGAUGAGGAAAUCGUUGAGGGUGCAUUUGAAGCCGAUUCGGAUGUUGACCAUGACGAUGAAGAGACCUCCAACGUUGUAGCUGAAGACUCCGGUAUGGGAUUGUCCACCAACGGAUUUGACUGGACGGCUUCAAUUUUGGACCAAGCACAAGAGUCGGACGAGUCUUCAGACGACGAAGAUUUCGUCAAUAAGAAAAAGAAGAAGCGCUCGACUAAGGUUGUCGAAGAUAAAACUGCGGACAUCAAUACUAGAGCACCUCAAUCUGUUUCCGACUUUGAAAGGAUGUUGAUUGGAUCGCCUAACUCCUCAGUUUUGUGGAUGAACUACAUGUCGUUCCAGCUCCAGUUGAGUGAGAUUGAAAAGGCAAGAGAAAUCGGAGAGAGAGCUCUUAAAACCAUCAACUAUCGAGAAGAACAAGAAAAGUUGAACAUAUGGAUUGCAUUGCUAAACUUGGAAAACACCUUUGAUACAAAGGAGAGCCUUGAGGAUACUUUCCGUAGGUCUUGUCAGUAUAUGGAACCAUUGACCAUGCACCAGAAAUUGGCAAGCAUCUAUACAUUGUCGGAGAAAUUUGACGAGGCUACCAGGCUCUACAAAGUGAUGAUCAAGAAGUUCUCUAAGAACGUCAGCGUGUGGGUGGCAUAUGCUUCCUAUUUGCUUGAUCGCCAAAUGAAUGAUGAAGUUCACGAAGCGCUCGCCAAGGCCAUGCAAGCUUUACCUUCAAAGGAAAGUAUCGAGGUGGUCAAGAAGUUUGCUCAGCUUGAGUUUACCAAGGGGGAUCCCGAGCAAGGACGUUCGUUGUUCGAAGGUUUGAUGGCCGAUGCACCCAAGAGAAUAGAUUUGUGGAAUGUGUAUCUUGACCAAGAGAUCAAGUUGAACGAUAAGUCCAAGGUUGAAAAUUUAUUCGAGAGACUUAUCACCAAGAAACUCACCAAGAAGCAAGCCAAGUUCUUCUUUACCAAGUGGCUCAAAUAUGAAGAAGAUCAAAACGAUGAAAAGAGUGGGGCUCGAGUGAAGGCCAAGGCCGCUGAGUAUGUGGAGGCUCAUACAUAA